CUCCAGAGAUCACAGCUGUAUAAAAGAGGUCGGACAGGGCGGAGAUGCAGCAGUGGACCGCUCGCUCUCAGGAAGCGACAACUGUGGACGCACUUCAACCAGCACAGAGGAGAAAAGACUUCAUCACAGAUGGAGAACAUGAAGAGCGCAAGGAAAUAUGACACAGGGGGCGUUGGCAGUGAUUUAUCAGAGCAGAUUAAAGCAGCCACCAAAGACAGCCACGUCAGAGCCGAAAACACACAGCUGAUGCUGAGUUACCAGAAGGGACAGAUCAGCCUGGUGCAGUACAAGGUGCUGCUGUGUUCCCUCUACGAGAUCUACAAGGCGCUAGAAGAGGAGCUGGACAGAAAUUCUUCCCAUCCAGCCGUUGCGCCCAUAUACUUCCCCCAGGAACUCGCCCGUCUGGAAUCUCUGGAAAGCGAUCUGGAGCAUUUCUUGGGCUCCGACUGGAGGCGGAGGGUGAUUAUACCGGCGGCCACACACCGAUAUGCACAGAGGCUACGAGAAAUUGGAAGGAAGAACCCGGCGUUGCUGGUGGCCCACGCCUACACUCGGUAUCUCGGUGACCUUUCGGGAGGUCAGGUGCUAGGGAAGAUCACCCAGAAGUCUCUGGGUCUGAGCAGCAAGGAGGGGCUUUCGUUCUUCUCCUUCCCCGGCGUGAGCAGCCCCAACCGCUUCAAGCAGCUGUACAGGAGCCGGAUGAACGGCAUCGACCUGACGGAGGAGGGGAGGAGGGAGAUGCUGGAGGAGGCGGUGUCCGCCUUCGAGUUCAACAUCCAGGUUUUCGAUGACUUGCAGAAAAUGCUGAGUGUCACAACAGCAACAGCGAACCAAUCCAACGUCGUCUUCCCAACCGCCGCGCACCAAUCGCCACGCGUCAUGCAGUUCGCCGUGGGACUGUGUGUCGCGCUGGCCACCGUUGGGUUGGGAAUGUAUGCCUUAUAACCGCCACCAGCACGUCAACAGAUUUAUUAAAGAUAGAUAUUUCGGUCAGAAAUAUACACGACCUCAUUAAAGCUCAAACUCAUUUUCUCAACAUUUGCAUGAACUCUAUUAAACAAAAAAACUGCCUAA
Messenger RNA from Scophthalmus maximus (turbot), 1074 nucleotides. It is a transcript of the gene hmox1a, whose product is annotated as heme oxygenase 1a. The record is from RefSeq and is a predicted model, not a curated record. The transcript has 6 exons. Gene Ontology annotation, biological process: response to oxidative stress; heme oxidation; heme catabolic process. Lineage: Eukaryota; Metazoa; Chordata; Actinopteri; Pleuronectiformes; Scophthalmidae. Gene Ontology annotation, molecular function: heme oxygenase (decyclizing) activity; heme binding. Bases 130 to 945 code for a protein of 271 amino acids.